This is a messenger RNA of Gopherus evgoodei (Goodes thornscrub tortoise), 2410 nucleotides long. RefSeq names its product enolase 4 (gene ENO4). Gene Ontology annotation, cellular component: phosphopyruvate hydratase complex. The record is from RefSeq and is a predicted model, not a curated record. The coding region runs from base 11 to 1894 and encodes 627 amino acids. NCBI's taxonomy places the organism in Eukaryota, Metazoa, Chordata, Testudines, Testudinidae. The transcript is spliced from 13 exons. Gene Ontology annotation, molecular function: magnesium ion binding; phosphopyruvate hydratase activity. Gene Ontology annotation, biological process: glycolytic process.
UCACGGCGCCAUGGAGCCCGGCGGGGAACGCGAGCUGCGGCGGCGGCGGCACCUCCCCGAACUCAGGCACCAGGCGGCCGAGUAUUAUCGGAGCAACGAAGUCCCACAACGGCUGGAGGAGGCGCUCAACGCCACGUUCUACCUGCGCCCUCCGGACCUCUACGGCCAUCUGGCUAACUACUUCUCUAAAUUUUCAAAACCUCCAGUAAUAUGCAAAUUAAUUGGAAGGAAGGUCCUUGAUGGAACUGGUCGACCAACAUUAGAAGUGGAAAUAUUUUGCACAGUUAAAAACCAUGAGAAGAGCAUUUGUUCCAUUGUGGUCUCUUCUCACUCUGAAAUCCUUGACAGUGCUUCUCCUGAAGCAAUUGAUGCUGAUGAGAACGAAAGAAAUGACACUGUUAAUAGAGCCCUGGAAUGGGUAAAUGGAUCACUGAAUGAAAUGCUUAGAGACCUGCAACCUGCUGACCAGUGUAAAGCUGAUGAGCUGCUUGGUGAAUACUUUGCAAAGAAGGUAGAAGAAGAAAAAGAAAGAAAGGCAAUUGAAAAGGAAGAACAAGAAGCAGCAAUUUCUGCACCUGCAUAUGUUCCAGCUUUAUCAGCUGUAACACCAUCUGGCAAAAAAAAAGGAGUCAAAUUAGGGAAGAAGAGUUCUGUUGCAGAGAAACCAAUCUCACCUGCAGAACCUAUCGAACCAGUGCUCUGUGGCAGCAUAGCCAUUGGAGGAUUAUCACUUGCUGUUGCUAAAACUGGUGCCACCAUUAACAACACACCUUUGUACCUACAUCUUGCAUUGAUGAAACAUGAUCAGGAUUUGCCUAAGGAGUUGACUAUGCCGCUACCAAUGGUCACUCUGUUGAGCUGUGGGAAAUCGUCAUCUGGAAAACUGAAAUUAAUGAAAGAAGUGAUGCUCAUACCACCCGCAGAGUUAACAGUUAAACAAGGUAUUGAAAGGCUUCUGGAGAUUCAGAAACAAAUGAUGAGAUUGCUGGAUCCUGUAAGCAAAGGGCCAUCAGUUUUAAAGAGAAUAUCCCAUUUGGGGUGCUUAAUAACAGGGUGCGAUAGUCUGGAACAACCUCUGAUCUUACUGCAAACAGCUUGCAGGAAUCUAGGUCUGGAACUAGGAACAGAUGUACAUUUAGCAAUAAACUGUGCUGCUCAUGAAUUGAUGGACUAUACCAAAGGAAAAUAUGAAAUACUGACUGGAACACUCAAGAGUCCUGAUGAAAUAGUCGAUAUGUACGUGGACCUAAUUAAUAAAUACCCCUCAAUUAUUGCAUUAAUAGAUCCCCUGAGGAAAGAGGAUGGCCAGCAAUGGAGCAAUAUAUGUAAUGCUGUUGGUUCCAGAUGUUAUUUGAUUGCAGAAGAUGCAGCCAAAAGUAUUUCUAAACUUGUGGAGGAUCAAAAUAUAAACAUACCAAAAUGCAGUGGUCUUAUAAUAAAAUAUACAAAUCAAACCAAGAUAUCUGACCUCACAGAACUUACCCGACUUCUAGAAGGUCAAAGACAUAUCGCCAUAUUAGGAAGUCCAGCUGGAGAAUCUUCUGAUGAUAGCCUUGUAGAUCUGGCUGUUGGCCUGGGUGCCAGGUUUAUCAAGUUGGGAGGUCUUUCCCGUGGAGAAAGGGUGACCAAAUACAACCGCCUUCUUGCUAUAGAGGAAGAACUGGCCAAGAAUGGAACACUGCGUUCAGGAGAAAACCAUGAAUUUGUUGAUUUUGCUGAAGAGGUACUAACAGUGGAAGAACUUCUUGAUGCACUCCCUACCACGGAGCAGGACCCAUGGUCUUCAGAGCAUUCUCAGCCUCUGCUGGCCCAUGACCAAAAUCCUGUUUCCUUACAUGGUAGUACACUGCAUCUCAAUGAAGCUACCAACUUGGACCCAUCAAUAUUUCCUUGACAGCUUGGCACUAAGGUGAUAUCAAAGGUCUAGUCCAUCAAGGUGCUGAGCAUCCUCAACUCACUCUCAUUAAAGUUAACAGGAGUUAAAGGUGCUCAGCACCACACAGGAGUGGAUCCUAAAUUUGGAGUUUUAGGUUCUGAUGACGCCAUUAGAUCUGUGAGGAAGGGAUCAUGUGCUUGUUUGGAACCAUACUUAAGUUUCCACAUGGUUGCAAGGAUUUCCCUCUCGUGCAGAUGCAAUAAGGCUCUAGUGAAUUCUCAGUGAAUCAAAUUUCACUUGUUUGAUUGCCAUUAAUUCUACCCUGGCAUCUAACUAACAAUAAACUGUUUUUAAAUGCCUGAAGUUCAGUGAUUACCGAUACUUUGUCUUAAUUCAAACCCAUCCUAUUUUGAGUUUUUGUACCUACGCAUGUUUUAUUAGUCUCUAAUUCUGAUGUAUCUGCUCCACCUUGUAUUUAGCUGUGACAUGCUGAGUACCUUUCCCAGACCAAGAGCAGCUCUGUGUAAACUCAAA